Penicillium subrubescens is the source of this 246-nucleotide messenger RNA. RefSeq lists its product as uncharacterized. Gene Ontology annotation, molecular function: nucleic acid binding; ATP binding. NCBI's taxonomy places the organism in Eukaryota, Fungi, Ascomycota, Eurotiomycetes, Eurotiales, Aspergillaceae. The record is from RefSeq and is a predicted model, not a curated record. The coding region runs from base 1 to 246 and encodes 81 amino acids. The transcript has a single exon.
AUGCAUUUGAAGCCGGGUCUCCUCGGUGGUAUUUCUGACUAUGGCCUCGAAACACUAUCUACUGCACAGUCAAAAUGCAUUCCUGCAAUCUGCACCGGUCAUGAUGUUAUCAUUCAGUCUAGGGCUAGUACUGGUAAAACAAUUGCUAUUAUAAUUGGCAUUCUACAGAUUAUUAAGCAGAGACUUGAGGGCACGGUCGGAUGGUGCACAGGGACCUUGGUCAGUAUCUCGGGUCAGGGCGCUUGA